ACAUGUUUCAAAGUUUUCAAAAUGUCGUCUGCUCCAAGUUCUGCCGAGUUACUUCAUGUUGGAGGUGAAAGAACCACCGGAGAAAGCAUACGAAACCAAAAUGUUACCGCUGUUACGGCGAUCGCAAACAUUGUCAAGAGUUCCUUAGGUCCUGUUGGCCUUGAUAAAAUGUUGGUCGAUGAUAUUGGGGAUGUUACUGUGACAAAUGAUGGAGCCACAAUAUUGAAGCUGUUGGAAGUUGAGCAUCCUGCAGCCAAGGUUCUCUGCGAGCUGGCAGACCUUCAAGACCAGGAAGUUGGAGACGGAACAACCUCAGUAGUUAUACUUGCUGCAGAAUUUCUUAGAGGAGCAAAUGAACUUGUGCGUCAGAAGAUUCAUCCUACCUCCAUCAUUAGUGGCUAUAGAUUGGCUUGCAAGGAAGCAUGCAAGUACAUCCAGGAAAAUUUGACAAUUAAUGUCAGUGAGCUUGACAGAGAAAGUAUUGUGAAUGUGGCUAAGACAUCAUUGUCAUCAAAGUUGAUUGGCCAGUCAUCAGACUUCUUUAGUGAGAUGAUUGUCAAUGCUGUCACUGCAGUGAAGCGAGCAGGAAAUAAGGGUGAAGCCAAGUAUCCAAUCAAGGCUAUUAAUGUGUUAAAGGCGCAUGGAGGCAGUGCACAGGAAAGUGUACUGGUGGAUGGGUAUGCUCUGAAUUGCACCAUUGCAUCUCAAGCCAUGCCUAAACGAGUGGAAAAUGCUAAAAUUGCUUGCCUGGAUUUUAGCCUUCAAAAAGCCAAAAUGCAUCUAGGAGUUAGUGUUGUUGUAGAGGAUCCUGAGAAGUUAGAAGCUAUAAGAAAAAGAGAGGCAGACAUUACUAAAGAACGUAUCCAGAAGGUUCUUGGAGCUGGAGCCAAUGUUGUGUUGGUCAGUGGUGGCAUUGACGAUCUCUGCCUCAAGUACUUUGUAGAAGCUGGUGCCAUGGGUGUCAGGCGAUGUAAAAAGGCUGACCUUAAGAGAAUCGCAAGGGCUACAGGAGCAACUAUGGUGCUGACCUUGGCUAAUCUGGAAGGUGAGGAGAGCUUUGACGCCAGUAUGCUUGGCUCAGCAGACGAAGUUGUUCAAGAACGAGUUUCUGACGAUGAGUUGAUUGUUAUUAAACGACCCAAGGCUCGUUCAGCGUCCUCGAUUAUCCUCCGAGGUGCCAAUGACUUCAUGUUAGACGAAAUGGAGCGUUCCAUGCACGAUGCCAUCUGUGUGGUAAAGAGAGUCCUCGAGUCCAAAACAGUUGUCCCCGGGGGAGGGGCAGUGGAGGCGGCUUUGUCGAUCUAUUUAGAGAACUUUGCUACGUCACUGGGAUCUCGAGAGCAGUUGGCCAUCGCUGAGUUUGCCAACUCACUCCUUGUUAUUCCCAAGACACUGGCAGUGAAUGCGGCUCAAGAUUCAGCCGAACUUGUGGCCAAACUCCGCGCGUAUCACAACACGUCGCAAAUUAACACAGAGAGAGCCUCCUUCAAAUGGAUCGGUUUGGAUCUGAUUGAGGGCAAAGUGCGAGACAAUUUAAAAGCAGGCGUUCUAGAACCUUGCAUCAGUAAAAUCAAGUGUCUUAAAUUUGCGACAGAAGCCGCCAUUACAAUUCUUCGGAUCGACGAUAUGAUUAAAUUGAGACCGGAGAAAAAGGAGGAGAGUGCAUACGGGCAAGCCAUGCAGCGCGGAGAACUGUAAACAAAUGGAUAUUAUUAGGAAGACUAUAACUUUAUUAAUUUGCGAUUCUGAUAUUUGAUUUGCCAAGAGAUAAGCACGGAUUCCCUGCAGUCCUGAUCUCAGCUUCUUGGAUGGUUUGCCAAGACAAAUGAACACGAUGACAGUUGUUAGAUCGUUGAGGUGUUGAAGCUCACUGUUGCUCGGUAAAUUUUUGCCUUCCCGGGUACGUGACUGUUUUUAUCCAAUCAAAACGUGCGGGCACACUUGAAAAGCAUUAAGGGUACGUACUUGUUUUUGAUCGGUCAAACAAGAAAAAAACUUAACGCUAAAGCUGUCGAUUAAAAACUGUCGGGUAACAUCAGGUUCCUUCCUUGCGUCGAAGGGAGAUGACGUAAAGCUGCUCUCAUCGAGUGCUAACUUGUAAGGAAUGAGCAAGUCCUUCAGUGAGUUUAGUGUGUUAAAGUGGAACGAAUUAAAGGUUUCAAAACGCUU
Molecule: messenger RNA, 2169 nt
Organism: Pocillopora verrucosa
Lineage: Eukaryota; Metazoa; Cnidaria; Anthozoa; Scleractinia; Pocilloporidae
Product: T-complex protein 1 subunit alpha-like
Biological process (GO): protein folding
Cellular component (GO): chaperonin-containing T-complex
Molecular function (GO): ATP-dependent protein folding chaperone; ATP hydrolysis activity; ATP binding
Source: RefSeq, a predicted model, not a curated record